Molecule: messenger RNA, 1625 nt
Organism: Armigeres subalbatus
Lineage: Eukaryota; Metazoa; Arthropoda; Insecta; Diptera; Culicidae
Product: embryonic polarity protein dorsal-like
Exons: 1
Coding region: 21-1499 (492 amino acids)
Biological process (GO): innate immune response; response to cytokine; positive regulation of transcription by RNA polymerase II
Cellular component (GO): cytoplasm; nucleus
Molecular function (GO): RNA polymerase II cis-regulatory region sequence-specific DNA binding; DNA-binding transcription factor activity, RNA polymerase II-specific
Source: RefSeq, a predicted model, not a curated record
CGGAGCGAACUGUGACAAAAAUGGCUGAAAAACCUUACAUCCUAAUCACCGAGCAACCGCAGUCGAAGGCUUUGAGAUUCCGUUACGAGUGCGAAGGUCGAUCAGCUGGUUCGAUACCAGGAGUGAGCAGUACGGCGGAACACAAGACGUUUCCAUCCAUCGAAAUUCACGGAUACACAGGUCGAGUGGUCGUGGUUGUUUCUUGCGUCACAAAGGAUCCACCCUAUCGACCGCAUCCACACAAUCUAGUGGGUAAGGAAGGUUGUAAAAAGGGUGUCUGCACAGUGGAAAUCAACAACAGCAGUAUGAGCUACACGUUCAGUAAUCUGGGCAUUCAGUGUGUGAAGAAAAAGGACAUCAAGGAUGCACUUAAGUUGCGCGAAGAAAUUCGAGUUGAUCCGUUUAGGACCGGCUAUGGCCACAGCAAGCAGCCCGCAUCGAUUGAUCUGAACGCAGUUAGGCUCUGUUUCCAGGCAUUCCUGGAAGGGCAGCAGCGUGGUCAUUUUACUAACCCGCUAGUGCCAGUGGUUUCCGAUAUAAUAUAUGACAAGAAAGCCAUGUCCGAUUUGGUGAUUUGCAAGCUAAGUCACGUUGCAGCCCCGAUGAUAGGAGGAAAGGAGAUAAUUUUGUUGUGUGAAAAGGUCGUAAAAGAGGAUAUUGCUGUGCGAUUCUACGAGGAACAUCAAGGCAAAAUUGUUUGGGAAGACCAAGGUGAGUUCAACCAAUCAAACGUCCACAAGCAAGUGGCGAUCAGCUUUCGAACACCACGAUAUCAAUCGUUGGACGUGGAACGACCGGUCAUGGUUCACAUCCAGUUGAAAAGACCAUCGGAUGGGGCAACCAGCGAACCCGUUCCAUUUGAAUUGAUUCCAGUCGAUGGCGACAACUUUUGUAAGAAACGGAAGCGGUCGCAGUUCAACAGUUUCGAGAUGAGCAAACAAGAAGUGCAGUAUGCAGCAUCGAUGAAACCAGUUGGAUCAGUCAAAAUGGAAGAUACUGCAUUCCAGCAGAAUUUCCCCACACAAAAUGCCUAUCGCAAUCCAGCGGAAUCUCCCGAGGGUAACAUGACUCCGAUGGCAAAUGUCUCCCCAUACGAAGGAGCUGUCGGGUAUCAAGUUGGAAACGGAUACUAUACAGAGAGUCAUCGUCAGCCAAACCAUUUUAACAAUUUCAACGUCGCUGGAUCAUCCAAUGGCAUGGCAGUUUACCAACAACAUCAGUACCAGCAGCAAACUGGUAUACAUUAUGGAUUGAACAGCCAAGCUGGACCAUCGACUGCGGCAGCUGUAAACGGACAGCAGUGUUUCAAUGUGCAGCAGCAGCUGGCCCAAAUGCCGGACAAUCUUGAGUGCCUUCUGGACAUGGACCUAUCCAAAGGGUUCCCGAUCAACUCCUCGGAAAUCAAAUCCAUGAUUGGGCAAUUUGGCGAGCCACUUCGGAUUCAGCAAGAAGAGGAAAAUCUGUCCAACAGUUUCACAAAGCUGACCACCAAUGCAUAAAUGACCCAAUGAAUAUUGUACUUCGAAAAACACAUUUGAGAGAUGAACGUUUAUACGGGAUAGAGUCAUACUACAUGUGAUAUAUUUUUAGGUUAAUUGUUAUACUCUAAAUAAACAGUACUUAUA